Molecule: messenger RNA, 5364 nt
Organism: Chelonoidis abingdonii (Abingdon island giant tortoise)
Lineage: Eukaryota; Metazoa; Chordata; Testudines; Testudinidae
Gene: SYNE4
Product: spectrin repeat containing nuclear envelope family member 4
Cellular component (GO): meiotic nuclear membrane microtubule tethering complex; nuclear envelope; membrane
Source: RefSeq, a predicted model, not a curated record
GCCUGGGAGUCAGGACUCCUGGGUUCUGUUUCCAAUUCUGGGAGGGGAGUGAGGGUCUGGUGGUUAGAGCAGGGGAUAGGAAGCCAGAACUCCUGGCUUCCUACUCUCCACGCUUGCUCCUGCCUCACCAUGUGACCUUAAGGGACUCUCCCUCCACCUCCCUGUGCCUUAGUUUCCCUGGCCCUGACGUGGCAGGGGUUGCUAUCUGUUGGCAAAGCACCCUGAGCACAUCAGAAGCACGCAGCGGGCUUGCCUGCUCCUACCUAUGUUCAAACACAUUCAUUGAAACUUGGUGAACUCUAAUAAAGGCAGGGGCGGGUGAUUCCACCUCGCUGGUGGCUCCUUGAUGCUGCUUGAGGAAUCGGUUACGUUUCUGCUUCUGAACUCCCUUGUGCCGCUGUGUCCUUUUCCUCAGACUGAGAUCUCGGCUCAGCCGGCCGCUGCCCCUGCCUCCCGUACACACCUGCGCGCUCUGCCCCUGCCAUAGCCCUUGGGUGUGUGGUAGGUGAAACCGUGCGUGUGAUGUGGGGGAAAGGAUUAGGCAUUAACUGCUGUAGCUAAGGGUUUCUUAAUCCACCUCCCAUCAGUGAUGUGCUUUCUAAACUGGAGCCAAUGGGGAACUGGAGUAUGGUGCUCAGCAGUGGGUUGGAGCACCUCCAGAUGGACGGGAGGUGGAUACCUGGGGUCCAGUGGGGAAUCCAGCACAGAAACCAGGAAUACCAGGGGAAUCGGUGGCUGGAGGCUAAUGGUAUUUAGGUGAUUUUGAGCUUUGGGUGCAGUCUUGGGAGCCAGGACUCCUGGGUUCUAUUCUGGACUCUGGGAGGGGAGUAGGGUCUCGUGGUUAGAGCAGAAGGGGCUGGGAGUUAGGACCCCUGGGAUCAUGCUAUGGAAGCAUGAUACAAAUUGAUUAGCCUUUCCUGCCCUGAUGGGGACUUCCUGUCUUGUCUGACAUCUUCCAGGAAGUCAGGCGUCGCCCUGAAUCUUAUACAUCUACAACGGUCUCAGCUCCUUUCGGUCGUCUCCUCCUCUGGGAUGAAAUGGGUCAGAGGGGAAGAUCUAUGGGUCUCUCAGGAUCUGGAUUCUAGCUUGGAGAUUCACAAGUGUGAAUGAAGGGGAAAUUGCUCAGUUCUCAUUGUGGCCAGAAGGGACUGUUUUGUUUUGUGUUUUAUUCAGCACCUAGCACAAUGGGCGCCUUGCCUAUGGCUGGGGCUCCUUGCCACUACUGUAAUACGCCUAAUAUGCCUGGCACAAAUGAGUCCUGGUGUGUGAGUGGGGCUGUAUAGGCUGUUUAGCCCAGGCCAGAGAGUCCCACCCAGGGGCUGGAUGUAGUAACGGCUAUCUGGUAGUCGAGCUAGAGUGGAUUAAAUGCCUUCCAAUCUGGAUUUAAAGUCUCGAGUGAUGGAGAUGAUUCCCCCAACCCCCUGUUCCUGGGUCAGCAGUUUCUACGGUCAAUUCCCUCUCUGUUUAAAAAUGUGCAUCUUGUUUCCUGUCUGAAUUCGUCCAGAUCUACAUCAGCCUUUGUCUGCUGCUUUACAGAGCCCUCCCCUCGCAGAAAUCUGCCGCCUGGGUAGGUACUUCUAGACCAGGAUCAAGAGGCCUCUUGACAUACCUUUGGAUAAUUACACUUGAGCUGCUCUGUGCAGCAUAAAUGGCCCUUAAAGUGGGGGAAGCAGCCUUCUCCCACCCCCACCCCUGCAGGGGUCUUCUCUAGCCUAGGUAGAACAAGCAUUAGGGCCCAGCAUUCUGGCCUAGGGGGUGGCUUGGGGGCAUGGCUGAAGCACACUGCGCUAUGGCCAUUUCUCUGCUCUCCAGGGCCCAGUGAGUAUGGGAGUUGGAGCAGCCUCGAGGUUGCUCUGAAUGUUGCUGGGAGCUGGGCAAGGCCCAGAAUGUGGGGAGAGCAAAGGGGGUUUCAAGCCACCUCUUCCCUCCCUCCCCCCAUCCCUGCCCCAAGUGCAGGAACAGGAGAGAUGUGAAUCCAGCCUGAAGCAUGCUGAAUUCUGCAUGUUCCCCACAGUUGUUUGUACUGCAUAGGGCAUGGGUGCAGCUCUGCCCCAUCAGCCUGGCUCUUUCCUUGCUUCCACGUUUCAUUAGUUCAGGGAGCGACAUCUUUUUGCAGUCAGGCAGGCAGGCUCUCCCCUGGUACCUGAAAUGACAGAGAUUGUUUUCCCAACGCAGCAGCCAGAAUCUCCCCAUCUGUGGAAAAAGCCCAUAGGAGACUGCAGAGAUAGCGAUAGAACUUGGGAAUUCCUGGCUCCCAGCCCUCUGUUUGGUCCACAGACUGGUUGGAAAUUUCCCUUGCAGGUACAAGAACCUGCUUCUUAAUUUUCAGGCAGAUCAGCGCAGCAAGAGCACAGUUAAGAGGGGUGAGGUUAAAAAGAUCCUACCUCUUUAAUGACCAGCUGUAAUAGCAUGAGGAGCCGUUCCAUGACACGAUCCCACAGCCGCUGAAACUAGACACGUUCAGACUAAAAAUAAGGCGUCAAUCUUUAUGACCGGAUUGGCCGGACCCGCUCCCAGGAGGGGCAGUCAUGUGCCCCCUGCCAAUGCCCAGGCUUUGUCCAGAUGCCCAGGCAUCCCCAAGACGCUUGUGGGGAUUGUGAAGAGGGGAGCCGGAGAUGCAGAGGGACAGCGUGGCCCAGAGCUUCAGCCCAGCUCUUCUGAAAUCUCGGAUGCUUUCCAUGUGCCGGGGGGAGCCGGCGCCUGAUGCGGCCAGCUGCAGCGUCUGCACAGCCUCCGUGGAGAAACGGAUCAGGACCGAGCAGGCCUGCCGGCUGCACGAGCGGGUCCUGGACUCCCUGUCCCGCUUCCAGGACUGGCUGCGGGCGGCGGAGCUGUGGGCCGCCUCCCCCGCUUCCUCCCAGGUGCCCUUUGCUGUGGCCAAGGAGGAGCUCAAAAAGUUCGAGGUGCUGCAAAGGCAGAUCCAGGAGAAGUUGCACCAUCUGGAGUCCUUAAACAGGCAGUAUCGGCAGCUGGUUCAGGCAAAUGGCAUCAGUUUGCAGGGCUGGCUCCGGGCCGCGGUCCAGGAGAGCAAUCAGCGCUGGGACAACCUCCAGAAACGAGCUGCUGCCAUCCUCAAGAGACUGAAGUAUUUUGUCAGCCAGCGGGAGGAGUUUGAGUGGGAGCGGGAGACCGUGCAGGUAUGGCUGACGGAGCUGGAUCUGCGGCUCACCGAUGUGGAACAUUUCUCUGGGGGCAGCUCGCUCGAGAAAAUGAUGGAGCUGCAGGAGUUCCAGGAGGCUGUGCUGUCCAACGCGGAGCGGCUCGACUGGCUGCUGGUGUCCGGCGAGCGGCUGAUCCAGAGGAGCGAGCCGCAGGAUGCCGAGAUCCUGGAGGAGGAGCUGCAGGAGCUGAGCUGCUACUGCCAGGAGGUCUUCUGGCGAGUGUUCCGCUUCCGCCGCCGGCUGGUCAGCAUGAGGCUGGUCUUUGAGGAUGAGUGGCUGUCGGACCGAGACACCGAUGUGGGAUCUGACUGCUUCACAGACGUGUCCCUGGAGCCUGAGGGAGAAGCCAGAGGGCCCCCUCCCGCCGCUUGGAUCUACCAGUCCACCCCACGGAAGGCUCUAUGCUGCCGGCGCCGCCAUCCAUUCGGGGAUGCCUGCGGGGGCAGCCUGGACCUGGAAUGGGACCCCUCGGUGGAUGUGGGCGGGUCCACAUCUCAUGACGAAGAGGAUUCAUCGUACUGCAGUGCCAUCACAGGUGUGGGCCAGUGGGAGGAGCCGGGCCGGAGGUGCAGCUGCCAGCUGGGCAUGCCCGCCAGCUGGCCGGCUGGAUGUGGGAGAGGCACCAGCCACGAGGACCUGAAUGCCAUUCCCCUUCGGGGGGAAACGCAGGCGCAACUGGGCUCCCAGGACAGGCCUUGUCUCUCCCUGGUGACCAGAAGGAAAGUGGAAAUUGUCUGGGGCAGUUCUGGGAAUGCCCCUCAGCGGGGCAGCUGGCAUCCCCAGGGCCUGCCACUGGGGGAUGAGGCCUGCUGCCAGAGAGAGACGGUGGGCUUUGACCCCGAGCGGAUUGAGAGCUGGCUGGGCCAGACCUGCGUGGAGCAGGACAAGCCAGAAGCGAUGCAGCCCUGCAAGAGGAGUCAGGCUGGUCCCGGCUUUGAGGAUGUGGCCGUCGUCAUUGAGAAGGGGCCUAUGUUGCAGCCCUUGGCUUUCUCAGAUCAACCUCGAGUGGGCCCCAGGAUCCUGGUCAGAAUAAAGAGGCUGCUGUUCUCUGCAGUUGGGCUGCUCCUGCUCCUCCUCCUCCUGGCCGGCACCUCCCUUCUCUCCCACGUUAAAACGCCCUGCUACACCCGGUCCUUCCAUUUCAUGCUGAAGUACGUCAAUGGGCCACCUCCUACGUAGGCAUGCUGGGAAAAUGCCAACGAGAGCCCAUGGUUUCCCCAGUGCUGGGGGCAGCUCCAAGAGGUAGGGGGCCAUUUCCCACCAUUCAGUGCUGCCCUCGGGUGGAUUUCCCUGGGCAUCUGCCAUACCAGAUACCAACCUCCCAGCAUUCCCAGCUAUGCAAGGAGCCUGCCCAGGAAAGAAGCACUUUUGGAUCCUUCCAGAGACUUCGGAAGAAGCUCAGUACUUUCAGAGACCCCCAGAGCUGACCCACACAAACCCAGAAGCUUACAGCAGAAAGGAACCUCAAGAAAUCAGCUGGUUCCACCACUGCGCCAAUCAAGGACCCCUUGUGGUCGUUGUCCUUGCUCUGCCAGCCCAGCCCCUUGGCAGGUCCACUGCUCCCCAGGGAAUGGGGCUAGUCAGAAAGUUCUCCAUUGCAGCUGUUCUUCAACAGCAAAUCAGGACUCAACCCACCAGAACCUCCUGGGGGAAGUGACUGCUGCUUGUGGAAAAUUCUGACUUUUUGUUCAGAAUCAAAGAACCAACCAAAACUCAGAAUAUCUCAGUUCAGAAAUGCUACCCAGGUGCCUCAUGGGAGUUGUAGUUUGGGUGAUUCUUAGCCCCAUUCUUUUAUUAUAGGCUGGGCUUCCCAGCCAGCCUACAUCUCCCAUGAUGUGCUGCAGCUGUGGAACUCCCAUGAUGCACUGACACCUCUCUCCAAGAGGUGAGGCCAUGGAGCAUGCUGGGAGAUGUAGUCUGGCCAGGGAGCCUAGCCCAUAGACGAGAAUGGGGGCAUGUGAGACCUGAACUACACCUCCCAUAAGACACCUGGACAGCAUCUACUGGGUACUGCCUUAGGCUCCUAGGGAGCUGGAACUGAUGCUGCUGUAGCCUUGAAGAUAGCUCCAGUACCUGGUACCACUGGAACUGUAUGAGAGGAUGGGGGGAAUCCAUAGCAAUGGGUGGUCCCUGGGGCACCCAGGCCCAUCCAAAUCAGCGUCUGUGUGAAUGCCAAGUUUAAGUAAAUGUGUUUUGAAGUGAA